AUGAGAACCAAUCAUAUUCCUUGGUCCGAUCUAGCUGAGCAACUGUUUGCCAAAAACACUUUCACAAACGGCUACACUGCCUCAAGACCUGGAGAAGUCCUCCCACAAGUUCCCCAAGCCAAAGGAUUGUCAAUCGAACAGUCGCCGGCUUCGAUCAAUCAUCAAAAGUCAAAAAAUUGUCCCAAGAAGGAAUAUACAUCGUCUGAAAAUGAUGUUACUCAAACCAUCACUCGCACACCAGCCUCCCAGCGCGCCAGAUUCUCCAAGAAAGAAAAACUGCUCAAGAUCCUCCAAAUCAUUGUCAAGGAAUCUUAG
Messenger RNA from Puccinia triticina, 315 nucleotides. RefSeq lists its product as uncharacterized. The transcript has 2 exons. Lineage: Eukaryota; Fungi; Basidiomycota; Pucciniomycetes; Pucciniales; Pucciniaceae. The coding region runs from base 1 to 315 and encodes 104 amino acids. The record is from RefSeq and is a predicted model, not a curated record.